Molecule: messenger RNA, 1350 nt
Organism: Lachancea mirantina
Lineage: Eukaryota; Fungi; Ascomycota; Saccharomycetes; Saccharomycetales; Saccharomycetaceae
Source: the annotation of a GenBank genome assembly
AUGGCUUCCCCAGCAAACCACUACAAAGUUGCCGACCUUUCUUUGGCUGCCUUUGGCAGAAAGGAAAUCGAAUUGGCCGAACAUGAAAUGCCUGGUCUAAUGGCCAUCAGAGAGGCGUACGCCGACGUUCAACCUCUGAAAGGUGCUCGUAUUGCUGGCUGUUUGCAUAUGACCAUCCAAACCGCUGUUUUGAUUGAAACUUUGGUGGCUUUGGGUGCCGAAGUGACUUGGUCGUCGUGUAACAUCUACUCUACUCAAGACCACGCCGCUGCUGCUAUUGCCGCUUCUGGUGUUCCAGUUUUUGCGUGGAAGGGUGAGACCGAGGAGGAGUAUCUAUGGUGUAUCGAGCAACAAUUGUUCGCUUUCAAAGAUGGCAAGCAAUUGAACUUGAUCUUGGACGACGGUGGUGACUUGACCUCUUUGGUCCACGAGAAACACCCAGAAAUGUUGAAGGACUGUUUCGGUCUUUCUGAGGAAACCACCACUGGUGUUCACCACUUGUACAAGAUGGUCAAGGAGGCCAAGUUGAAGGUCCCAGCCAUCAACGUCAACGACUCUGUCACCAAGUCCAAGUUCGACAACUUGUACGGAUGCAGAGAAUCUUUGGUUGACGGUAUCAAGAGAGCCACCGAUGUCAUGUUGGCUGGUAAGGUAGCCGUUGUUGCCGGUUACGGUGAUGUCGGCAAAGGUUGUGCCGCUGCUCUAAGAGGCAUGGGUGCUCGUGUCAUUGUCACUGAGAUUGACCCUAUUAACGCUUUGCAAGCCGCCAUGGAAGGUUACCAAGUGUCUCCAAUGGAAGAAGUUGCUUCUAUUGGUCAAGUCUUCGUGACCACCACUGGUUGUAGAGACAUCAUCACCUCCGAACACUUCUUGAAGAUGCCUGAAGACGCCAUCGUUUGCAACAUCGGUCACUUCGACAUCGAAAUCGACGUUGCUUGGUUGAAAUCCAACGCCAAGGAGGUCGUCAACAUCAAGCCUCAAGUCGACCGUUACCUUUUGUCCUCUGGAAAGCACGUCAUCUUGUUGGCUGACGGCAGAUUGGUCAACUUGGGUUGCGCCACUGGUCACUCUUCUUUCGUUAUGUCUUGCUCUUUCUCUAACCAAGUACUUGCUCAAAUUGCUUUGUUCAAGUCUCACGACAAGGCGUUCAGAGAGAAACACGUCGAAUUCCAAAAGACUGGUCCUUUCGAAAUCGGUGUCCACGUUCUUCCAAAGAUCUUGGACGAGGCAGUUGCCAAGUUCCACUUGGACAAGUUGGGCGUUCGCUUGACGAAGCUGUCUUCUGUCCAGUCUGAAUACUUGAGCAUCCCACAAGAGGGUCCAUACAAGGCUGACCACUACAGAUACUAA